UCAUGUUGGAAGACCAACUCAAGUCUGAUGGUCCUCCAAUCCUCCAUAUGGCUGACUGCGUUUUGUUACCACCGGAAACUUCGGGAAGAUUUACCAUUAUUUCUAAGGACCCAGGAAAUGGAGUCAGUGGGAGAACCUAUUCAAAUACAGAGUGCUGUGAAACCCUGUCUGCAGAUGAAGAGGUCCUAAUUAAUGUCCCAAGAGAAUAUACCAUGGAUUAUCUAUUAGUACAUGAUUGUGAAGAAAAAUACAGUUUAAAAGUAACACUAUGUAUAAACACAUUACAACUGGAGCAGGCCAACCGUACUGGGUGUGCAGGCUUCUGCUCCAGCCAUGCACUAACACACCUGAUUCAAUGUGUCAAACCUAAUGAGUUAAUAAUCAGGCGUUCUAAUGCUGGACUGGAACAGAAGUCUGUUCCCCCAGUAGAUCAGUGAUGUUGGACACCUCUGGUAUUGACGUUUUUUGUUCACCUGAAAUUGUUUUAGUAAUAACAACAUACGUGUUACUAAAAUGUCUAACCUUUUACCAAGGAGUUAGCUUACACUUUGACAGUGUUGAUUUGUGCAGUUAAGUGUUAAUGUAACUAUUAUUCAAGAUGAACUAGUGUUAUGUUGAUUAAUCACAGAUCACAAUCCUGCAAUAAAGAGGAAUCUGUCUCUAAUUUGUCUGUUUCUGUGUUCUAUUCUCAUUUGAACAUUUACCUCUCCAAUUAGUUUUAUUUGAUUGUCACUAUUUUUUCAGGAUAUCGGCCAUGUGAACCCAUUUUGCAGCUGAUAAUGGCAUGCAGCACCAAUGCAGCCACAGGCCUACAGCAGUGGUUCCCAACUCCAGUCCUCCAGUUCCCCACAACAGCCCAACUCCAGUUCCCCACAACAGCCCAACUCCAGUUCCCCACAACAGCCCAACUCCAGUUCCCCACAACAGCCCAACUCCAGUUCCCCACAACAGCCCAACUCCAGUCCUUCAGUUCCCCACAACAGCCCAACUCCAGUCCUUCAGUUCCCCACAACAGCCCAACUCCAGUCCUUCAGUUCCCCACAACAGCCCAACUCCAGUCCUUCAGUUCCCCACAACAGCCCAACUCCAGUCCUUCAGUUCCCCACAACAGCCCAACUCCAGUCCUUCAGUUCCCCACAACAGCCCAACUCCAGUCCUUCAGUUCCCCACAACAGCCCAACUCCAGUCCUCCAGUUCCCCACAACAGCCCAACUCCAGUUCCCCACAACAGCCCAACUCCAGUCCUUCAGUUCCCCACAACAGCCCAACUCCAGUCCUUCAGUUCCCCACAACAGCCCAACUCCAACCCUCCAGUUCCCCCAACUCCAAUCCUCCAGUUCCCCCAACUCCAGUCCUCCAGUUCCCCACAACAUCCCAACUCCAACCCUCCAGUUCCCCACAACAGCCCAACUCCAGUCCUCCAGUUCCCCACAACAGCCCAACUCCAACCCUCCAGUUCCCCACAACAGCCCAACUCCAGUCCUCCAGUUCCCCACAACAGCCCAACUCCAACCCUCCAGUUCCCCACAACAGCCCAACUCCAGUCCUCCAGUUCCCCACAACAGCCCAACUCCAGUACUCCAGUUCCCCACAACAGCCCAACUCCAGUCCUCCAGUUCCCCACAACAGCCCAACUCCAGUCCUCCAGUUCCCCACAACAGCCCAACUCCAGUCCUCCAGUUCCCCACAACAGCCCAACUCCAGUCCACCAGUUCCCCACAACAGCCCAACUCCAGUCCUCCAGUUCCCCACAACAGCCCAACUCCAGUCCUCCAGUUCCCCACAACAGCCCAACUCCAGUCCUCCAGUUCCCCACAACAGCCCAACUCCAGUUCCCCACAACAGCCCAACUCCAGUCCUCCAGUUCCCCACAACAGCCCAACUCCAGUUCCCCACAACAGCCCAACUCCAGUCCUUCAGUUCCCCACAACAGCCCAACUCCAGUCCUUCAGUUCCCCACAACAGCCCAACUCCAACCCUCCAGUUCCCCCAACUCCAACCCUCCAGUUCCCCCAACUCCAGUCCUCCAGUUCCCCACAACAGCCCAACUCCAACCCUCCAGUUCCCCCAACUCCAGUCCUCUAGUUCCCACAACAGCCCAACUCCAACCCUCCAGUUCCCCCAACUCCAGUCCUCUAGUUCCCCCAACAGCCCAACUCCAGUCCUCCAGUUCCCCCAACUCCAACCCUCCAGUUCCCCACAACAGCCAAACUCCAACCGUCCAGUUCCCCACAACAGCCCAACUCCAACCCUCCAGUUCCCCACAACAGCCCAACUCCAACCCUCCAGUUCCCCACAACAGCCCAACUCCAACCCUCCAGUUCCCCACAACAGCCCAACUCCAACCCUCCAGUUCCCCACAACAGCCCAACUCCAGUCCUCCAGUUCCCCACAACAGCCCAACUCCAGUCCUCCAGUUCCCCACAACAGCCCAACUCCAGUCCUCCAGUUCCCCACAACAGCCCAACUCCAGUCCUCCAGUUCCCCACAACAGCCCAACUCCAGUCCUCCAGUUCCCCACAACAGCCCAACUCCAGUCCUCCAGUUCCCCACAACAGCCCAACUCCAGUUCCCCACAACAGCCCAACUCCAGUUCCCCACAACAGCCCAACUCCAGUUCCCCACAACAGCCCAACUCCAGUUCCCCACAACAGCCCAACUCCAGUUCCCCACAACAGCCCAACUCCAGUCCUUCAGUUCCCCACAACAGCCCAACUCCAGUCCUUCAGUUCCCCACAACAGCCCAACUCCAGUCCUUCAGUUCCCCACAACAGCCCAACUCCAACCCUCCAGUUCCCCCAACUCCAACCCUCCAGUUCCCCCAACUCCAACCCUCCAGUUCCCCCAACUCCAACCCUCCAGUUCCCCCAACUCCAGUCCUCCAGUUCCCCACAACAGCCCAACUCCAACCCUCCAGUUCCCCCAACUCCAGUCCUCUAGUUCCCCACAACAGCCCAACUCCAACCCUCCAGUUCCCCCAACUCCAGUCCUCUAGUUCCCCACAACAGCCCAACUCCAACCCUCCAGUUCCCCCAACUCCAACCCUCCAGUUCCCCCAACUCCAACCCUCCAGUUCCCCCAACUCCAACCCUCCAGUUCCCCCAACUCCAACCCUCCAGUUCCCCCAACUCCAGUCCUCCAGUUCCCCACAACAGCCCAACUCCAACCCUCCAGUUCCCCCAACUCCAGUCCUCUAGUUCCCCACAACAGCCCAACUCCAACCCUCCAGUUCCCCCAACUCCAGUCCUCUAGUUCCCCACAACAGCCCAACUCCAACCCUCCAGUUCCCCCAACUCCAACCCUCCAGUUCCCCCAACUCCAACCCUCCAGUUCCCCCAACUCCAACCCUCCAGUUCCCCCAACUCCAACCCUCCAGUUCCCCCAACUCCAACCCUCCAGUUCCCCCAACUCCAACCCUCCAGUUCCCCCAACUCCAACCCUCCAGUUCCCCCAACUCCAACCCUCCAGUUCCCCCAACUCCAACCCUCUAGUUCCCCCAA
Molecule: messenger RNA, 3500 nt
Organism: Oncorhynchus keta (chum salmon)
Lineage: Eukaryota; Metazoa; Chordata; Actinopteri; Salmoniformes; Salmonidae
Exons: 2
Coding region: 780-3197 (805 amino acids)
Source: RefSeq, a predicted model, not a curated record